AUUGGCCCCCAUCACUACCUCCUGCCCACACCCCUGCCUGCUGUCCCCAACGCCAUCAUGCUUCACAGUCCAAAGAGUCAGAGUGGCAAGCUUGAAGCAGGCCUUGAGGUGCAAAAAGAGGCUCAGGGCCUGGUGGGUGCACAGGUGCCUGUAGCUGAAGAGGAGGCCGCCUCCUCCUCCCUUGCUCCUUUCAUCCAGGGCACCCCAGAGGUUGUACCUGCUGCUGGAACACCAAGUGUUCCCCAGAGUGCUGAGAGAGCUCUCGAAGCCAUUCCAUCAAGCAUAUCAAAUGAGGGCUUCAGCACCCAAGAAGAGGAUCCAAGCAUCUUCCGGUCUCCUGAGUUUUUGCUCGGUAGUGUGCUAAAUAAGAAGGUGGUUGAAUUGGUGCAGUUCUUGAGUGUGAAGUAUGUAACAAAGGAGCCCAUCACUGAGGCAGAAAUGCUGCGAGAUGUCAUCAAAGAGCAAAAGAAUCACUUCCCUCUGAUCUUCAGCAAAGUCUGUGAGUGCAUGGAAGUUGUCUUUGGCAUUGAAGUGAAGGAAGUAGACCCCACCAACCACACCUAUGUGCUCAUCAAAACACUAGACCUCACCUACGAUGGGAUGCUGAGUGAUGACCAGGGCAUGCCCAAGACCGGCCUGCUGAUACUUAUCCUGGGGGUGAUCUUCAUGGAGGGCAACCGUGCCCCUGAGGAGAAAGUCUGGGAAGUGCUGAAUUCCAUUGGGGUGUAUGCAGGGCAGAAGGAUUUCAUCUACGGGGAACCCGUGAAGCUCAUCACGAAAGAUUUGGUGAAGGAAAAGUACCUGGAGUACCAGCAGGUGCCUAACAGUGAUCCUCCACGUUACGAAUUCCUCUGGGGUCCAAGGGCCCAUGCAGAAACCAGUAAGAUGAAAGUCCUGGAGUUUUUUGCCAAGGUCAGUGGAACUGACGCCACAUCCUUCACAUCCUGGUAUGAGGAAGCUUUGAGAGAUGAGGAAGAGAGAGCCCAAGACAAAGCUGCCGCUGGGGAUAACACUGCUGCCAUGGCCAGUGGAAGUUCCGGUGUCAAGUCCAGCAGCCUCUCUCGCCCUGAAUGAGGUGGGAGGAAGAUUCCCCACUCUGUUUUUGAAGAGGGCAAUCAGGGUUCUAAGUGGUGGAGGGCUGAGUUGCAGAUUUUAUCUUUAUUUUUGAUCUUUAAUAUUUUCCAAACAUUCUUCCUCCUAAAAUAUUUAUUAGCUUUAGAGUCUAGAUGUGUGAAUGACAUUGGUCACAUAUUUAUUGCUUUUUGUCAGGUUUUAGAGUAAGAAUUUUGCUAUUCUGUAAAAUAAAUUGGGA
Phacochoerus africanus (Common warthog) is the source of this 1312-nucleotide messenger RNA. Its product is annotated as putative MAGE domain-containing protein MAGEA13P. The transcript has a single exon. The record is from RefSeq and is a predicted model, not a curated record. Gene Ontology annotation, cellular component: nucleus. The coding region runs from base 58 to 1074 and encodes 338 amino acids. Lineage: Eukaryota; Metazoa; Chordata; Mammalia; Artiodactyla; Suidae. Gene Ontology annotation, biological process: negative regulation of transcription by RNA polymerase II.